AUGGUUGGCGCGGCAAAGCAGGAGAAGCUGCUUGAAGAACGACAUCGUCAACGCGAACUUGAGAGAAAGACUUCCGACCCUGAACCCAGUGGACCUCGUGAUUCUAGGUUCGACGACUUUGACGAGGACUUUGACUACGAUGCGAUGAUGGAGGACGACGGGUUCGAAGAGCCGAUUCCGAUGAGUAAUGAUUUUGGAGACGACUACGGAUACGAGGAGGAUUUUGACGCGGGCGGCACAGAUCCUUUGGGUCUGGACGAUGGUGAAGACUUCGAUGCGGCUGGAACCGAUCCCUUUGCUCUUGAUCCGGUGCCAGAACUUGAAAUCGAAUUCGACGAGGAUGCUGCAAACGACCCCGACAACGAUCAAGAGAACUUUGCUGGCUUUGUCUUUCAACGAUCAGGCCCUCCCUCCGCCUUGACCAGUCCACACAGCGCUGGUCUGUUAGCGACGCCGAGAGAUGCAGACGGCAAAGUGAUUGGAUUCGCCAUCUCGAGAGAUACGCCAGAUCUGAACCAGCUGUUGAGUCCCGGCUUUGCUCCCGAUCAGAACCUGUCGCCCGCUACGACUGAUUCGGCUGCCGAACUUCCGAUCGACGGCUUGAAUAUUACCGAUACGGAACUGCAAGAUGAGGACGAAACGUUGCGCGAGCCAACCCAGUCUUUGUCGCCCGCUCCACUAUCAGUCCCUAAGAAGGACGAUCUCUAUUUUGACAACGGCCUUCUCGAUGAGUUGGAAUUCGCUGGAGAGGGGGACGGCUCUUACUUUGACGAGUCCAUCUUUGAUCUGGACGAUACAGACAAGUAUGGCCGUCCCAUUCCGGGCGCCUUUGCCAGAGCUCAAGCUGCCAGAGCUGCGAUGACUGGUGGCGCUACCCGGCCUGAGAAUAACGUGCAAGAACCCGAUGUCAAGGUAGGCGAAAGUCAAGAUGCCAGCGUCCAAGACGGCAGUGCCCCUGAGAAUGUCAAGAGAAUUUCCGACAGCACGUCACGUCUGUCUGCGCAUUCCAAUGUAUCGCAAUCGACGGCCCAUACUUCCCUCAGCGUCGGUAUGCCGGCUCCUUCUGUCGACGACUCAAAACGAGCCAGCGACAGCCUGGCUCAAGGCCAGGAAUCCUCCGUAAUGACGUCAAGCUUCUCAGCGACGGGCCAGGACAAGGUGGAUGCUUAUCAAACUGCUCUGGCGGCAGCAGCGUUCGAAGCCGCCGCUAACGGUCGAUUUCGACGAGACUCAUCACCCCCUCCAAGCGAGCUAAUGUCGCCCAGUGGAGAGUCCUUAGAUGACCUUCCACAGCAUGAGAACAUGGACGACUACGAUGAUUACGACGACACUGGGUUUCGCGAAGACCUGAAUGAUUACGAUGUGGACUAUGACGACUUCAUUGCGGAGGCGAACGCCAGUGCCCUUGCCAACGACUCCGACGGUUGGUAUGGUCAGGAGUUUGGGUUUUACUCUGCUCCUGUAGAGGGAGGUGGGCGCCACAGUAGGGACAGCUCCAACGGAUCGGAUGAGAAGCCUUUCGAAUAUGCUAACGGCGGCUUCUUUGGGCCGUCGGGCGUAUCCCGAAGCAAGUCCGGGAGGAUAGUAUCUCGAGAGCCCAACCUCACGCCUAUCACAGAGAGAUCCGAAUACUCGAAUCGUAACUCGAUCAUGAGUCUUGCGGUCCCGCCUGGUAUCGGUUCCGGGCCAUCAAGUCUCCAGAGCCCCGGCCUGGCCCAACUUGCCAUGAUGGCUGAUGGUGAAGAUAAUAUGAGCCUGUCAGCGCUGAUGCGGCUUCGUUCCAGGGCUUGGGGUGGAUCACAGGCCAGUCUGGUCUCGAGUCGCGAGGGUUCACCCAGAUCGGAGAGGGGUGAAGGUGGAAGCUCACCUUGGGGCCCGGGGCCUCACAAUAUGCUGGGCAUACACGGCCAUGGUCGCAAGAACUCGGCAUUCUCUGUUCGCAGCCGCGACAUGGAUUCUUCGGAUGCAGGCAGCACAUCGGGCUCCCCUACUCUCACCAUGUCCAUGCCCACUUUAGGGUCACCGCCUCCGCCUCUGCCACCACUGAACCAAAGUCCUGCGGUGGUGAUGAACUCUCCUCACUUCACGCACAGCGCGGCAUUCGACCCCGUUCCAGAGUCUGACGAGAUGGAUGAGCUGUCAAUCUCCAACACCAUCUCCCACUCGGGCUUGUGGAUGAAGAGCCCAGACACGGCCAUGCAUCCGAAUCUCGUGCCCCGGAUCGACCCGACGCCUCAACCUCAGCGGAGGCCCGGCAUGGGUCACAAACACAAGGGGUCCGCAGACAGUAUAUCUUACAUUAAAGAGGAAGAGAGUGGCGAGACCAGAUGGGUUCUCGAGCGACGGUUUACCGCCGACAGCGGGGAGAUUGAAGUGCAGCGGGAAUUCGUCGGCAAUGGUCAGAUAUAG
This is a messenger RNA of Colletotrichum fioriniae, 2409 nucleotides long. RefSeq lists its product as uncharacterized. Lineage: Eukaryota; Fungi; Ascomycota; Sordariomycetes; Glomerellales; Glomerellaceae. The record is from RefSeq and is a predicted model, not a curated record.